Messenger RNA from Ailuropoda melanoleuca (giant panda), 948 nucleotides. Its product is annotated as olfactory receptor 6C2-like. Gene Ontology annotation, biological process: G protein-coupled receptor signaling pathway. Gene Ontology annotation, cellular component: membrane. NCBI's taxonomy places the organism in Eukaryota, Metazoa, Chordata, Mammalia, Carnivora, Ursidae. The record is from RefSeq and is a predicted model, not a curated record. Gene Ontology annotation, molecular function: olfactory receptor activity; G protein-coupled receptor activity.
AUGAGAAAUCACACAGCAAUAACAACAUUCAUCUUGUUGGGACUUACAGAGGACCCACAGCUGCAAGUUCUUUUUUUUAUCUUCUUAUUCCUCACCUAUGUGCUGAGCAUUACUGGAAAUCUGACCAUUAUCAUUCUGACAUUCAUGGAUUCUCAUCUUAAAACACCCAUGUAUUUUUUUCUUCGAAACUUCUCCUUCUUAGAAAUCUCAUUCACAACAGUGUGUAUUCCCAGAUUCCUGUACAUUCCUGUACAUAUACCAACUGGAGACAAAACCAUUACUUAUAAUGCUUGUGCCAGUCAAAUAUUUUUUAUUGGGCUUUUUGGGGCCACAGAGUUUUUUCUCCUGGCAGCCAUGUCCUAUGACCGCUAUGUGGCCAUCUGCAAACCCCUUCAUUACAUGACCAUCAUGAGCACCAGAGUCUGUACCAUCCUUGUCCUCUGCUGCUGGAUCUCAGGGCUGAUGAUCAUCAUUACACCCCUUGGUAUGGGCCUCCGGCUGGAGUUCUGUGACUCCAAUGCCAUUGGUCAUUUUGGCUGUGACGCAUCUCCUCUUUUUAAGAAUUCAUGCUCAGAUACUUGGUUUAUAGAACAGAUGGUUAUAAUCUGUGCAGUACUGACGUUCAUUAUUACACUGACAGGUGUCAUUCUUUCCUAUGCGUAUAUCACCAGGACAAUUCUAAGAUUCCCUUCUACUUCUCAAAGAAGGAAAGCUUUCUCUACUUGUUCUCCUCACAUGAUUGUUGUUUCCAUCACAUAUGGCAGCUGUAUUUUCAUCUAUCUCAAGCCUUCAGCCAAAGAAGAAGUGGACAUCAAUAAAGGGGUAUCAGUCCUCACUACGUCUGUUGCCCCUUUGUUGAACCCUUUCAUUUAUACUUUGAGGAACAAGCAAGUGAAACAAGCUUUCAGUGGCACAAUCAAAAAAAUUGCACUUAUCUUACACAAGUAA